AUGACAACACCAUUCAUACGAGAUAGCUGUUUUGGUAGAUUAAUUUACUAUUUUUCAAAUCAUAAAUACUUCCAUCAUAAAGAAGAAUCAUCAGACUACAUAAUACCUGAAAAGUAUUAUGCCAAUGAAUAUAAAGCUGAGAAAGAUAAUAUAGAAAAUAACAUAAUUCAAUCCGAUUCAAAAGGAACUUUUCAAUUAAAACCAGAUGGAUCUUCAGGCUCAAAAUCCGAUUAUGAAAAUCAAAUGAAAGAAGAUGAGAUAUUAGUAACUUGGGAUGAUGAAAAUGAUCCUGAUAAUCCACAAAAUUGGUCAAGAGCUUAUAAAAUAAUUUAUGUUUCACAAAUUUCAUUAUUGACUGGAAUUGUUUAUGUUGCAUUAACUAUUUAUACGCCAGGAAUAGGUGAUUUACAAAAAGAAUAUAAAAAUACUAAUCAAAUUGUUGCAUUAUUACCUGUUACAAUAUAUGCUUGUGGUUCAGCUGUUGGUCCACUAUUUUUUGCACCUCUAAGUGAAAAUGCAGCAGUUGGACGUGUUUACGUUUAUCUAAUUACAUGGUUCAUAUUUGUAAUUUUACAAAUUCCAACUGCAUUAGUUGAAAAUUUUGCUGGUUUAUGUAUAUUAAGAUUUUUAGGUGGUUUUUUUGCUAGUCCAUGUUUGGCAAAUGGAGGAGCUACAAUUUUAGAAGUGAUAAGACUACAUGAUUUACCACUUGGGUUAUCUGUUUGGUCUUUAGGUGCAAUUCCAGGAUUAGGACCUUUAAUUGGCUCUGGUCUAAUAGUUGGUAUGAAUUAUAGAUUUACAUUUUGGUUUCUAUGUUUCUUUUCAGGAUUUUUAUUUAUAAUCAUGUUUUUUACAUUACCUGAAACUUAUGAAAGAACUUUAUUACUUCGCAGAGCUAUUAGGUUAAGGGCUAUAACUGGUAAUCAAAGAAUUGUAAGUAAAGGUGAAAUUGAAAAUAAAGUAAUGACUAUAUCUGAAAAGGCUAAAGAGUUUUUAAUAGCCAAACCAUUGGAGAUUGUAAUUUGUGAACCUACAUUAUUAUUAAUUAACGUAUGUACUUUUUUAGCAAAUUCUGUUCAAUGUUUAUUUUUUGGAUCAAUAACAAUUUAUUUUCAAUUAAAUAGAGGUUUUACUACGGCUGAAUUAGGUGGUUGCUGGAUCAGUGCAAUCGUUGGUGUGGUAUUUGCAAAUUGUAUUUAUAGUCCUUAUAUGACAAAACAUUUUACAAAGCCUGUUAGUCAACAUCAAUUAGUAUUUGCCGAUACUUUAAUUCCAGUUGCAAUUGUAGGUAGCUGUAUGAUUCCACUUGGUUUGAUUAUAUUUGGAUGGACAGCUUGCAAACAGUUACAUUGGUUCCCACCAUUAAUUGGUAUCGCGGUAUACGCUGGCGGAUUAUUUUUAGUAUUACAAACAUUGUAUGAUUAUUUGGGUGCUUCAUUUAAAGUUGAUUAUAUGGCAUCAGUUUUUGCAUCCAAUAAUUUAUUUAGAAGUGCAGCAGCUGGAGGUAUGCCCUUGUUAGGUAAUAUGUUAUUUAAUAAUUUAUCAACUGAGAAUUUCCCAGUUGCCUGGGGUGCCUCAGUUUUAGCAUUCAUAAGUAUUGGAUUAAUUUCAAUUCCAGUAUUUCUUUGGCAUCAUAGUUCAAAGUUAAGAACAAAAUCAAAAUAUGCAAAUUGCUAA
Insectozyma verbasci is the source of this 1677-nucleotide messenger RNA. The record is from the annotation of a GenBank genome assembly. Lineage: Eukaryota; Fungi; Ascomycota; Pichiomycetes; Serinales; Debaryomycetaceae.